Molecule: messenger RNA, 2665 nt
Organism: Odobenus rosmarus divergens (Pacific walrus)
Lineage: Eukaryota; Metazoa; Chordata; Mammalia; Carnivora; Odobenidae
Gene: ARHGEF26
Product: Rho guanine nucleotide exchange factor (GEF) 26
Exons: 14
Coding region: 53-2665 (870 amino acids)
Biological process (GO): activation of GTPase activity
Molecular function (GO): protein binding; guanyl-nucleotide exchange factor activity
Source: RefSeq, a predicted model, not a curated record
GCAAGACUAACUGGGUGCUGUUCCCUCCCGGGCUGACCUCCGAGUCUCCGCUAUGGACAGCGAGAGUGAAGUGGAUUUUUCUAGCAACAGCUUGACCCCUUUGUGGCGGAGGCGGUCAACUCCUCAGCCUCAGUUGCUGGGCCGGAGCAAGCCGAGGCCCCAGUCCUACCAGAGCCCCAGCGGGUUGCUGAUCACGGAUUUCCCAGUGGAAGACCGAGGGACGCUCCCCACUGUGCAGACUCCCACCCAGGUACCCACCGCUUCUGAGGGCAAGACCGUCCAGGGGAACCCCCUGCUUCUGUGUGCCCAUAGGAGGGUGGUGACCAAUGGGAGGACGAUCUCCCCGGAAUAUAGAGCUGUCUCUCCUCGGCUCCGACGGCCCAAGUCUCCCCAGGCGCCCAAAGCGGUGUUAGGGGGCUCCCCGAAAUCCCCAGCGAAUGGCACUGUGAUGUCCCCCCUACCGCAGCCUCUGCGCCCGCAGCGGACUCCCAACUCGCUCGCCUGCUGCAGCCGGGAGGUAGACCUGACCGGACUGACCACCAGUCCCCUGUCUUCACCCGCUGCAAAUGGGCUUUUUCCUAAAAUCGACUCCGCAGGCUCUGGUUCGCGAUCUGGCCAGACGACUAAGGACCCUGAGCCGGGACCCUCGAAACUCUCUCCUGCGCCCCAGAAAAGGUCUUUGGAGCACAAACUCCCCCUCCAAAGGCUGCCCUCACAGGAGAACGAGCUGCCAGAGAAUCCUUCAGUGGUUUUGAGCACAAACAGCCCCGCCGCCCUCAAAGUGGGGAAGCAGCAAAUCAUUCCGAAGAGCCUGGCCUCGGAAAUUAAAAUAAGUAAAUCCAACAGUCAGAAUGUGGAGCCCCACAGGAGACUCCUCAAGGUGCGCAGCAUGGUGGAGGGCCUCGGAGCGUCUCUGGGCCCCCCAGAGGAUGAGGGUGAGGCUGAGAACGACGUGGACAGCCCAGGGUCUCUGCGGAGAGGCUUGCGAUCCACGUCCUAUCGCAGGGCGGUGGUCAGUGGCUUUGAUUUUGACAGUCCUACCACUUCAAAGAAGAAGAACAGAAUGUCCCAGCCCGUUCUGAAAGCGGUGAUGGAAGACAAGGAGAAGUUUUCCAGUCUGGGAAGGAUGAAGAAAAAAAUGCUGAAAGGACAAGGAACAUUUGAUGGGGAAGAAAAUGCUGUCCUGUAUCAGAACUACAAAGAAAAGGCUCUUGAUAUUGACUCUGAUGAAGAGUCGGAGCCCAAAGAACAGAAGUCAGAUGAAAAAAUUGUGAUUCACCACAAGCCACUGAGGUCCACAUGGAGCCAGCUCUCUGCGGUGAAAAGAAAUGGAUUAUCACAGACAGUUAGCCAGGAGGAGAGAAAGAGACAGGAGGCUAUCUUUGAAGUCAUAUCCUCUGAACAUUCCUAUUUACUCAGUUUGGAGAUCUUGAUACGAAUGUUUAAAAAUUCUAAAGAACUGAGUGAUACAAUGACCAAAACAGAGAGUCACCAUCUUUUCUCCAACAUUACAGAUGUCUGUGAGGCAAGCAAAAAAUUCUUUACAGAGUUGGAAGCAAGACAUCAGAAUAAUAUCUUCAUAGAUGAUAUAAGUGACAUUGUGGAAAAGCACACAGCGUCCACCUUUGACCCGUAUGUGAAAUACUGCACAAAUGAAGUCUACCAACAACGCACACUACAGAAAUUGUUAGCCACCAACCCAUCUUUUAAGGAAGUACUAUCACGAAUUGAGUCCCAUGAAGACUGUAGGAACUUACCCAUGAUCUCCUUCCUCAUUCUCCCCAUGCAGAGGGUGACUCGCCUGCCCCUGCUAAUGGACACUAUCUGUCAGAAAACACCGAAGGACUCUCCGAAGUAUGAGGUCUGCAAGAGAGCGCUAAAGGAAGUGAGCAAGUUGGUUCGACUAUGCAAUGAAGGAGCUCGGAAGAUGGAAAGGACUGAAAUGAUGUACACCAUUAAUUCCCAGUUGGAAUUUAAAAUUAAGCCUUUUCCUCUAGUCUCCUCUUCCCGGUGGUUGGUAAAAAGAGGCGAGUUGACAGCUUAUGUGGAAGACACCGUGCUUUUCUCAAGAAGGACAUCUAAACAGCAAGUCUACUUCUUUCUCUUUAACGACGUGCUCAUUAUCACCAAGAAGAAGAGUGAAGAAAGUUACAAUGUCAAUGAUUAUUCCUUAAGAGAUCAGCUAUUGGUGGAAUCUUGUGACAACGAAGAGCUUAAUUCUUCUCCAGGGAAGAACAGUGCCACAAUGCUUUAUUCAAGACAGAGCUCUGCCAGCCACCUCUUCACUCUGACAGUCCUCAGUAACCACGCGAGUGAGAAAGUGGAGAUGCUGCUCGGGGCUGAGACGCAGAGUGAACGGGCCCGCUGGAUAACUGCCCUGGGACACAGCAGCGGGAAGCAACCUCUGGACCGAACCUCACUGACCCAGGUGGAAAUCAUUAGAUCGUUCACUGCCAAGCAGCCAGAUGAACUGUCCCUGCAGGUGGCGGACGUGGUUCUCAUCUAUCAGCGGGUCAGCGAUGGCUGGUAUGAGGGGGAACGGCUGCGAGACGGAGAGAGGGGCUGGUUUCCUAUGGAAUGUGCCAAGGAGAUAACCUGUCAGGCUACAAUUGACAAGAACGUGGAGAGAAUGGGACGCUUGCUAGGACUGGAAACCAACGUGUAG